Messenger RNA from Aureobasidium vineae, 870 nucleotides. Lineage: Eukaryota; Fungi; Ascomycota; Dothideomycetes; Dothideales; Saccotheciaceae. The record is from the annotation of a GenBank genome assembly.
AUGCGAGAGGCAAUUCUGAUCAUAGCAGAUUACGGAUACUCAACAACGUCGUAUGGUGCACAGGGUGGUAACGAGGAUGGUGGCUUUAUGGCCGGUAGCCAGGACAGUCCCAGCGCAAAGAGAGUAAGUUCUCAUGAACCUGAAGCAUUUUGUUCACAUCUGACCCGGCCAGNNUCAUAUGGCAAGGAAACGCUACGUCCCGUCACAAUCAAGCAACUGCUCGAGGCCGAACAACCCGACAGCGAAAACUUUGCCAUCGACGGCUCAGAACUGACCACAAUCUCGUUUGUUGGCCAGGUUCGCAACAUCAGCAAGCAAACCACAAACAUCACCUACAAGCUGGACGAUGGCACUGGCACUAUCGAGGUCAAGGUCUGGAUCGACAUGGAGACUGCUCAAAGUGACGAGGACAACGGAGCCAAGGGCGGCCUGGUCGAGAACGCAUACGCUCGUGUUUGGGGCAAGCUGAAGACUUUCGGCAAGCGUCACGUUGUCGCUCAACAAAUCCGUCCUCUUACCGACUUGAAUGAGGUCAACUACCACAUGUUGGAAGCCACCUACGUCCACCUCUUCUUCACACGCGGCCCCAUCGGAGCACAACAACAAGGCCAACAAGGUCAAGGAGCAACCAACGGCGGUCAAUCCGGUGGCGGCGGCACUCUGCCUGCCGGCGUCUCGACUCACGCAAGAAAGGUCUUCCAGUGCAUGCAAAACACUCCUCAGAUCAACGAAGGUCUCCACAUGCAGGACAUUGCCAGCAGAACUGGCAUGGAUGUUGCUGACGUGCUCAAGGGAGCAGACGAGCUUCAGUCCAUGGGCAAGAUUUACCCUACAGUCGACGACCAGACUUGGUGUUUGCUCGAGAUGUAA